Molecule: messenger RNA, 1741 nt
Organism: Brassica oleracea var. oleracea
Lineage: Eukaryota; Viridiplantae; Streptophyta; Magnoliopsida; Brassicales; Brassicaceae
Product: serine/threonine-protein kinase CDL1
Exons: 5
Coding region: 80-1741 (553 amino acids)
Biological process (GO): protein phosphorylation
Molecular function (GO): ATP binding; protein kinase activity
Source: RefSeq, a predicted model, not a curated record
CCUUAACAAAACAAAAUGUUUGUUUUUCUUAAACAGCUUUUUAACCCUUCUAAUUACUUAGAUUAAAUUUUGGAACACCAUGCAUUGUUUUCCAUGUUUCUCUACGCCAAAGAGUAAAAAAUCUCCAACUAGGAAUGAGACCGACGACAAUGAAACCAGACCACAUGCACACGAGAAUAAACAUGCAGAUGAAGCAGAGCAAUUGGAAGAAACGACGUUGAAGACGUUCACUUUCCGAGAACUAGCGACCGCGACAAAGAAUUUCCGGCAAGAAUGUUUGUUAGGAGAAGGUGGCUUCGGCAGGGUUUACAAAGGAACCCUUCAACCUACUGGCCAGGUGGUGGCUGUAAAGCAACUAGACAAGCAUGGACUGCAUGGGAACAAGGAGUUUCAAGCAGAGGUCUUGUCAUUAGGCCGACUCGAUCAUCCCAAUCUUGUUAAGCUUGUAGGCUAUUGUGCCGAUGGAGAUCAAAGACUUUUGGUUUAUGAUUAUGUCACAGGAGGUUCUCUCCAAAACCAUCUUCAUGAGCCAAAAUCAGACCGUGAACCAAUGGACUGGACGACAAGGAUGCAGAUAGCGUACGGUGCAGCGCAAGGGCUUGACUAUUUGCACGAUAAAGUGAAUCCACCCGUGAUAUACCGUGACUUGAAAGCUUCAAACGUUUUGUUGGACGAUGACUUGUGUCCUAAGCUUUCUGACUUUGGCCUGCAUAAGCUAGGACCAGGGACAGGUGAUAAGAUGGUGGCUUUAACUUCUCGAGUAAUGGGAACUUAUGGUUACUCCGCUCCUGAGUAUACACGAGGAGGAAAUCUCACCUUGAAAUCAGAUGUCUAUAGCUUUGGAGUUGUGUUGCUUGAGCUCAUCACUGGUCGAAGAGCUCUUGAUACUACUAGACCUAAUGAUGAACAAAACUUAGUUUCUUGGGCACAACCAUUGUUUGGAGAUCCAAAGAGAUAUCCUGAUAUGGCAGAUCCAGUUCUUGAGAAUAAAUUUUCAGAGAGGGGACUAAACCAAGCGGUGGCGAUAGCUUCAAUGUGUGUGCAAGAGGAGGCAACAACUCGUCCUCUGAUAAGCGAUGUAAUGGUUGCACUUAGCUUCCUUUCCAUGUCUAAAGAAGACGGUGUUCCCACAACUGUUCCUAUCUUAUCCUUCAGGGACAAGAGCAUGUCUAUAGCCUUAAGCCGACAUGAUUCAGAUCUUGCAUCUUCUAAACUAGCAGUAGAAGAUGAAAAGUCUAGUACAUCAUCAGACAAAGAAUCAUCUGUGGACAGCAUGAAGGAGAGAGUAAUCAAACGUGAGGAGGAAGAUAGCUUGAGCGAAUCUGAUGAUGGGUCUGGUUCUAACUCGGAUGAAGAACAAGAAGAGGAUCGAAACAGUUUAUCAACAGAGCCUAUUGAUGAGAAGAACCAGGCGCAGAGCUUGAAGAUAAACUAUAGAUAUAGUUGGGAAGAAGUGGAUGUUAGUGAUGAGAAGCUAAGCAGUAAAGGCAGCCAGAAAUCAAAUGAUGAGAGCAUAUAUUCGUGCUAUGAUAUUGAAGUAGAUCAUGAUGAUUUACCUAGGAAUGAAAAGCAUAUUCAUCUUGAGCACAUUCAUAGCUCGAAAUCCGAGGAUGAUCAAAGUGUUUAUUUUGAUGAUGAGCCAGGAGAUGACAAUGAGAUAUCUUUUCAUCGGAUAAAAUCGGAGGUGGAUGUUGAUUAUGUUGAAGAUGACAGUGGAACUUCUUUGCACCCAGUUAAAUAA